Chanos chanos (milkfish) is the source of this 1536-nucleotide messenger RNA. RefSeq names its product neutrophil cytosolic factor 2 (gene ncf2). Gene Ontology annotation, molecular function: protein binding; superoxide-generating NADPH oxidase activator activity. The record is from RefSeq and is a predicted model, not a curated record. The transcript is spliced from 15 exons. Lineage: Eukaryota; Metazoa; Chordata; Actinopteri; Gonorynchiformes; Chanidae. Gene Ontology annotation, biological process: respiratory burst; phagocytosis; superoxide anion generation. Gene Ontology annotation, cellular component: NADPH oxidase complex. Bases 1 to 1515 code for a protein of 504 amino acids.
AUGUCAUUUGUGAGCACCUUACGCCAGUGGGAUGAGGCUGUAGCCUUUGCGGAUCAGGGUGACAGAGCCUCUGCCCUUAAAGUGUUGCUGAGCAUUGAAGAGAAGACCUCCAAAAUUGCUUACAACAUUGGCUCCCUACAUCUGAUGAACAAUGAUUUGGACUCUGCUGAAAAGGCUUUUGACAACAGCAUUGGCAAAGAUGAACACUUAGCAGUUGCCUUCUUUCAAAGGGGAAUUGUAUUCUACAAAAAAGAAAAGUUUGAAGAAUCCUUGAUGGAUUUCGAGAAUGCUUUCAAGGAGCUUCGAGGAAAUCAUCUGAUAGACUAUAAGCCUCUGGGUCUUAGGUAUAAACUGUAUGCAUGUGAGGUGCUUCACAACAUAGGCCUGGUGCACGCUCAGCUGAAACAGUGGGAAGAAGCCCAGGAAAAGCUCCUGACCGCGCUGACAUUAAAGUCCGAAGCCAAAUUCAGCCAUAUUGACCACGCCCUAGAGGCCAUUCUGAAACAGAAGCUGUUUGCCUUGGUGGAGCUCCGGGCAGGGCUGCUCUUUAAACCCAACAAGAAAUACGUGGCUGAACUGGAGAAAAAGGACUACCUGGGAAAAGCCAAGGUUGUGGCCUCUGUUGUUCCUGAAGAUGAAUUCUCUGGUUUUGCUCCCCUGCAGCCUCAAAUUGAAGAUGUUCCUUCUACGCCAAAAGCGCCUGAAGUUUUGAGGGUUCUUGAGGGUGUACCUCACACUGUUCUCUAUGAGUUUGAGCCUAAAACCAGCGAUGAGUUGGCCGUGUUGCCUGGCAACAUUGUUUUUGUUCUACGUAGGGGGGCUGACAACUGGGCAUCUGUCAUCUUUAACGGUCGGAGAGGACUUGUUCCAUAUAAUUACCUGGAACCUUUAGAUAUUACAGUAGCACCUAAGCAGGAAGAGUUGAGGGUUCAACCAAGUGGAAGUGAUAAAAUUCCAGACCCGCCAAGGAGAGAGGCACCCAACCUACCUGUGAGGAAAGAGGGAUGGUCACCUGCCCAAGACAACAGCGCACCAGAAACUCAGACUGACAAGAAGGGGGAUUUCCAUGGAUGCGUCGUGAAAGUCCACUUCCACUACACCAUAGCGAUCUGUGUUACACCUGGUGUACCAUAUGGCACCAUUGUUCAGAAAAUCAGUAAUAAACUCAAACUACCAGCAACAGCCAUUUCUCUGAGACACGCUAAACCAGGCAGUAACGAGAAGGUGGCUUUUGGAGAGUCGGAAAUGGCGGACGUGUGGAGCAGCGUUCAGAACGGCCGUUUAACGCUGUGGUGUUCAGCCGCUGAGGGGAAAGAAACAGAAGCCCUGUGUGUGAAUAAGGUAAUGGCCCUCUAUGACUAUGAGGCCUCUACCCCUGAAGACCUUGAUUUUCACCAGGGUGACAUCGUCACAGUUCUCUCCAAAGUCAAUGAAGAUUGGCUGGAAGGACAUUGCAAUGGGAAGACUGGAAUAUUCCCAAAAUCUUUUGUCCAAGAGCAAGUCAAAAGCCAAUAAUUCAACCUCAGUCACUUUGUU